GCCAGCGAACGGCUGGUGUCGACUCCGCUGCUCCACGGGCCGCUGCUGACUUCUCAGGCCAGAGAGGGGCCCAGCCCUCCGGAUCUCCUCCUGCCCAUGAGAAGAAGCACAGCAGUGAAAUGAAGGGCCAGGAGCCCGGGCCAGGCGCCCGCAGCUGGACCAGCCGCCUGCUGGGGUUUGAGUGUGCCGACCUUUCCAGCUGGCAUCGCUUUGUCUGCUUGCUGAACAGGCCCACCGACCCGGCAGCGCUGGGCGUCUUCCGCUUCCUCUUCGGGAUGUUGAUGGCUUUGGACAUCCCACAGGAGCGGGGCUUAAGCUAUCUGGACCACAGAUACCUGGAUGGGUUGCAGGUGUGUCGCUUCCCCCUUUUCAACUUCCUGGAGCCACUUCCGCUGGACUGGAUGUACCUUGUCUACACAGUCAUGUUCCUGGGUGCUUUGGGGAUCAUGCUGGGCUGCUUCUAUCGGUUCAGCUGUCUGCUCUUCGUGCUGCCUUACUGGUACAUCUUCUUCCUGGACAAAACGGCCUGGAACAACCACUCCUACCUCUAUGGCCUCCUUGGUUUCCAGCUCAUGUUCAUGAACGCAAACCGUUACUGGUCUAUUGAUGGCCUCUGGAAUCCGCGGAAGAGAAACGCUCAUGUCCCGUUGUGGAACUACACAGUGCUGCGCACCCAGAUCUUCAUUGUUUAUUUCAUUGCGGGCAUCAAGAAGCUGGAUGCAGACUGGGUGGAGGGCUACUCCAUGGGCUCCCUCGGCCGGCACUGGCUCUUCAGCCCCUUCAAGUUGGUGCUUUCAGAGGAGAUGACCAACCUACUGGUAGUGCACGGCGGGGGUCUCAUGCUGGAUCUCACCGCUGGCUUUCUGCUCUUCUUGGAUGCCACCCGCCCUGUUGCCCUUUUCUUUGUCUCUUACUUCCACUGCAUGAAUUCCCAGCUCUUCAGCAUCGGUAUGUUCUCCUACACCAUGCUGGCCACUAGCCCGCUCUUCUGCUACCCGGACUGGCCACGCCGCUUGAUUGCCCGGUUCCCCGCCUGUUCCCAAAGGCUCCUUCCCCUGUCAGAGCUGCCCCAGCCCAGCCAGGAGUGUGUGUAUGCAGAAGCAGGGCAGCAGAGGCCGGGCAGAGCGGCUCAGCGGCUGGGGCUGCGGCAGAAGCUGGGGGCCCUCUUCACGGUCUUGUAUGUGCUGGAGCAGUUCUUCCUGCCGUACUCACACUUCCUGACCCAGGGCUAUAACAACUGGACAAAUGGGCUAUAUGGCUACUCGUGGGACAUGAUGGUCCAUUCUCGCUCCCACCAACACGUGAAGAUUACUUACCGUGAUGGUCUCACUGGGGAACUUGGCUACCUGAACCCUGGGGUCUUCACUCAGAGCCGGCGCUGGAAGGACCACGCUGACAUGCUGAAGCAGUACGCCGCCUGUCUUAGCCAUCUGUUGCAUAACUACAACAUUUCAGAGCCAGAGAUCUACUUUGACAUUUGGGUCUCCAUUAAUGAUCGCUUCCAGCAAAGACUCUUUGACCCACACGUGGACAUUGUGCAGGCUGAGUGGUCCCCCUUCCACAAGACGCCAUGGCUGAAGCCUCUUCUGGUGGAUCUGUCACCGUGGCGGAUAAAGCUGCAGGAGAUUGAGGAUUCGCUGGACAACCAGACCGAGGUGGUCUUCAUUGCCGAUUUCCCAGGCCUGCACCUGGAGAACUUUGUCAGUGAGGACCUUGGGAACACCAGCCUCCACUUGCUAAAAGGAGAAGUUGCUGUGGAGAUUGUCAGUGCCCAGAAGAACCAUACGCUGCAGGAAGGAGACCGGAUACAGCUGCCACCGGGUGAAUACCACAAAGUCUUCACGGUGUCCCAGGAGCCGUCCUGCUACAUGUACGUCUACGUCAACACCACUGAAGCAGCCCUGGAGCAGAACUUCACUCGCCUUCAGGAGCUGCGGGAGAAGGUGCGGAACGGGACCGAAACAGAGCCGCUGCCCCCAGAGCUGCAGCCCAUCUUGGACGGCUCCCUGGAAAACGUCAGCCAGCUGGACCCUGUGGUGGAGGCCUUCCUCCGGCGGCAGCAGCGCAGGGAGCAGCUGCAGAAGCGGCGCAACGCCACGGUGGCCGAGCGUUUGCACCGCUUCACAGCCAAGAAGUACUUCAUCUUCCGUCGGAGCCUCCUGAUGACUGGGAUCUCUCUACGGAACUUGGUGUGGGGCCGCCCGUCCGUGGAGCAGCUGGCGCGAGAGGUGGCCUAUGCCAACAUGCAAUGUGAGGAGGAUUCUACGGCUAGCAAGCUGGGCACAGCGCCCACAGAGCAGGAGCGCGCCGAACUCUGAGCAGUCCUCACUACCUCAGCCAUUACCACCACCACCACCAGCAACGACAGAGGGGAUUUCAUAGUGGGGCCGAAAGGGGAGCAGGGAGCUCCCGCUGCAAGGGCUGGACUGUGCGGCAGCCAUCUUGGCCCAGCACCCUCUGCAGAAGGCCCUCCCUUUUCUAGACUCCCAUCCCUCAAUGGGCCACCUCCAGACUCUGGACCUGCCCCGCUGAGUGAGCCUCAGUCUCCUGCCCAGGCCAGUGCCACGCCCUGUGCCGUGUAUGUCCCCAUGUAUGCGGUGUGCACAGGGAAGGUCCUGAGGCAACGUGGGGUCAAUGCAGGGGUUGAGCCGGGAUUCCACUGGACAUGGCCGAGGGCUCUGCCGGCCUGCACAACUCCUGGGUUGAUGCAGCAAUUGCAGUACAGCAGAAGGUCGGUUUUGGGUGGGGUGGGUGGGGGGCAAUCUCAAUGGCUGCUGUGGGGUUCUGAAGGCCUCACCGCCUUCCUGCGGCUAGUGAAAAGCCGGGCCGUUUGCCCAUUCCAGAGCCAACUUGCCAGGCUGCUUCCCUGCCGUGAAAAGCCAGGAAGGGCGGGGUGGGGGA
Molecule: messenger RNA, 2901 nt
Organism: Elgaria multicarinata webbii
Lineage: Eukaryota; Metazoa; Chordata; Lepidosauria; Squamata; Anguidae
Gene: GGCX
Product: gamma-glutamyl carboxylase
Exons: 15
Coding region: 120-2318 (732 amino acids)
Biological process (GO): peptidyl-glutamic acid carboxylation
Molecular function (GO): vitamin binding; gamma-glutamyl carboxylase activity
Source: RefSeq, a predicted model, not a curated record